AUGAUGAUGACGACCACAUUAUCACAUCAUGGCUUCAUUAUUCUUCUUCUAAUUGCUUCGUUUAUUCACAAAACAUGUUCAGAUGAACUACCACCCCCAACGGAUGUGAAAGAUGGCAAUGCACGCGACUCAGAGACACAGAAACGCGGCAGUGAUGCAAAUGAAAUGGCGCCGGCACUUACGGCCAAUCUAACUGACACAUUGGAGAAAGUUAACGCGAAUCUCAAAGAUCUGCUCAAAUGCUGUAAACAGUUUUGUGAUGAUGAAGAACGAAAAAUUAAUCCGGUUAACUGUGCACAGAAUACACCAUCAGACGUGGUCAUACAACAGUUACCGUUGAACGGCAAAGAACCAGUACUACUCACUUACUAUCCUGAUCCUGAUACAGAUAACGACCAAACCUGGCAUCCAUUAUUGACCGUUGAGCCCGAAAACGGCGGGCAAGUAACAAUACCAAUGGUGACAACGACACCAGAAACUUCAGAAAGAAAGAUGCUUGUACUGCUUUUACCCAUUCGACAAUGCGUCUACUGUCCAUGUAUGACACAGCAAGAUUCGUCAUGUCCCAUCGUCCCACUGCAGACGUGCCCUUGUCCAAGUGACUUCAUCGAUAGCAUAUGGCAAGCACCAAUCCAAACGACCGCUAUUCAACAAUCACCACUUCUUCUACAGUGCCCACUUUCAAGCGAUCAGUUACCCACCCAACAUUUUUUCAUAACAGCAAAUGGUAACGAUGUUGGUGCUUAUCACGGUAAACGCCAUCGGUUCUCUACUGCAACGAACAAACAAAUCCCAGUUUAUACGAUAUCGCAAUUAAAAAAUAACUUACAAAAUUUUGGUUUAUUAACACCGAUAACAACACAAACAAAUGGUUAUGGACGAACAGGUGCAAAUCUUGAACUAAACAAGUAUUUGAAUGGAUAUACAAGAAUGCGUUCACCACCAGGCUUUAUUGACGAUGAUAUUGGUGCGGCAUUAAGAGAUGGCCAACCGCUAGCGAUUGAAAUCGACGAAAAUGAUAGAGAAACACUGCAAGAAGUUUUAUCGCUGGGUUUUGUUGAAUCGCAAAAAAUCAACGAGAAUAUCGCUUGUGGUGGUGAUAAGAUGGCCACUUUACCAUAUCCAAUUAUCGGCAACAAUUACAAUCAACAACCAAUAAUUCAUCGAGCAACAUCUUCGCUCGAUAACCCAGUUUCGAACAGCUAUCAACAACCGCACACAAUCUCAUCCAGUUUCUCCAUUCCCUCAUUACAACAAACUUCGCUUGACAUACCAUUCAGUGGUUACACUCAGAAUCUGCAACCCUUAUCAGCUCAACAUAACUCAUUAUCAACGUCACCAGUAGCAGUAUCACCUUCUGACUCUGAUCGACCAACAAUUCCAUUUGAUCAAUUUCGUGCUCAGUUCUUUCGACAAGACACUCAACAGAUGUCUCCAAAUUCACAACAACAACAACAACUUCAACAGAUUGUACCACCACAACAUUUUGCAUCAUCAAAUCAACCAUCGUCUGAUCAACCAAACUGGCUGCCCAACCAAAAUCAACUUCAUGAAAAUGAUGUCAAUUCCUUAUCACGUCAUCAUUAUCAGCAGCAACCGUCUUUACCUUCCUCUUCAUUAUUAUUUUCCCAACAACAGCCUGACAAAAACAGUCAAAAACCUCUUGCAAUCGAUAGUCUACAGUCAUCAAUUGUCGACCUAUCGAAUGCUAAAAAUCAACGUAACGAGCGAUUACAACAACAACAAAACGAAAACAAUAUCAUUAAGAAUAGCGCCUCUACAAAACAACCUGACUACAUUUAUCACGUUGCUUAUAACGGUGAUCGCUUUGGUGCCACAAAUGCGGUGACGAACGCUCAACACCGUACAUCAACAAUAAUGACAGUUCAGCAAUCACUCAUAUUCACAGCAUUUUACUUGAUAAUCUCAACGAUCCGAGGACAUUUCUGA
Anisakis simplex (herring worm) is the source of this 1950-nucleotide messenger RNA. The record is from the annotation of a GenBank genome assembly. NCBI's taxonomy places the organism in Eukaryota, Metazoa, Nematoda, Chromadorea, Rhabditida, Anisakidae.